Messenger RNA from Candidozyma auris, 780 nucleotides. It is a transcript of the gene ARL3, whose product is annotated as Arf family GTPase ARL3. NCBI's taxonomy places the organism in Eukaryota, Fungi, Ascomycota, Pichiomycetes, Serinales, Metschnikowiaceae. Gene Ontology annotation, molecular function: GTPase activity; GTP binding. The transcript has a single exon. Bases 1 to 780 code for a protein of 259 amino acids. The record is from RefSeq and is a predicted model, not a curated record. Gene Ontology annotation, cellular component: Golgi apparatus. Gene Ontology annotation, biological process: Golgi to plasma membrane protein transport; protein localization to organelle; intracellular protein transport.
AUGUUUCACCUUGCGCUGUCGCUAUACACUCAAUACAGCAGAAGAGAGCAGUACAACGUGCUUAUCUUGGGGCUUGACAAUGCCGGCAAAACAACGUUUCUCGAACACAUUAAGCUCCUAUACCCAUCUCCCAAUGAGAGUCUGGCGCAACAGAACAAGCGCAAUGCUAGUGCUGGCUCGAGCUUGACGCGAAAUUUGCAGCAGCCAGACAACUCUCUGAGCUCUAGCAAGAAGGAAGCUGCUGAUACGGUGAAAAUCCUAAAGGGAAAGCGGGUGUUGCCUACAGUGGGUCAGAAUACAACCACCGUACGUUACAAGCCUAGUGAAGGCGCUACGGGGACAGCUGCCAGUCUAAAGAACAUUAACUUGAAAUUCUGGGAUUUGGGUGGCCAACGGUCUCUUCGAAGCAUGUGGUCGAGGUACUAUCGCUCGUGCCACGGCAUUAUAUUUAUCAUUGACUCUACAGAUACAGAUCGGUUCUCUGAGUGCUACGAAACGCUCAUGGAGAUAGCAAACGAUUCGCUGUGGAAAGUGGAUGGAGGCGACAGUGUCAAUGUGCCCAUUCUCAUGCUAGCGAACAAACAGGACUUGCCGCAGGCGGUAGACUUGAUUUCUUUGAAGACAGGGGUGUUCAUAGAAGUGGUGAGUCAGUUGGAGGCCACAGACUCGAAAUUACUUCCUGUAUCUGUGCUAGAGAACCAGGGUAUACGAGAGAGCUUGGAGUGGUUGGUGACGAGACUCGUGUACAACAAGGGAAACAAGAAACCCGAGUACAGGUAA